AUGAUCUUGCUCAGCCGCUCCCGCCCCGCCAUACCCAUUCCAUUUCCGCGCUCCCUGCCACCCCACUCCGGCUCGGGGCGCGCCUGGAGGUUGACUCCAGAGCAGAAGGAUGCGAUCGAGAAGUGGAUCAACAUGAGCGAGUCCGACAAGAAAGGGCUCAUCUUGUUGAACGUCUUGGUGUGCAUCGUCUUUGUCGGCCUGGCGCUCGCGGCCUCCAUCCUGUUCAUCAUCCACUUCGAGAUUAACCCCUUCGACAUGGACACAUGGAGAAACCUUCCGCAGACGCUGCAAAAGGUCUCCAAGUCCUUCAACAGCAUGCACCUGCAGACGAAGCGAUCCCCGCGCAGCGCCGAGCUGUGA
Molecule: messenger RNA, 360 nt
Organism: Prorocentrum cordatum
Lineage: Eukaryota; Dinophyceae; Prorocentrales; Prorocentraceae
Source: the annotation of a GenBank genome assembly